AUGGCUUCCAGUGGGGUUGGCGUGAAAGUUGCGGGCUCGGCCAAUGAAACUCCCGAAAUCCCAGACAACGUGGGAGAUUGGCUUCGGGGCGUCUACCGCUUCGCAACUGAUAGGAAUGAUUUCCGGAGGAACUUGAUCCUCAAUUUGGGACUUUUUGCUGCAGGAGUUUGGCUGGCCAGGAACUUGAGUGAUAUUGACCUAAUGGCACCUCAGCCGGGGGUGUAG
This is a messenger RNA of Orycteropus afer afer, 225 nucleotides long. RefSeq names its product translocase of outer mitochondrial membrane 6 (gene TOMM6). The record is from RefSeq and is a predicted model, not a curated record. The transcript is spliced from 2 exons. Gene Ontology annotation, cellular component: mitochondrion; mitochondrial outer membrane translocase complex. The coding region runs from base 1 to 225 and encodes 74 amino acids. Lineage: Eukaryota; Metazoa; Chordata; Mammalia; Tubulidentata; Orycteropodidae.